UGCCCAACUGCCAUCGCUAUAAGCGACAUAAGCGUUCGCGCAUCGAGACGCGCGUCACUAACGCAAACGUAAAAUUCGUGGGCACGUAUACAUACGCGGUGUAUGAAAUUCGAAUUAAAAAAAGGAAACGAUCGUUUACGAACGAAUUCGCGAUCAGCAGAAGGAAGAGAAAAUUUAUUUUAAUUAAUGAGCAUUUUUCGGAUUUGAAAUGUGUAAAAUAAUAAUAAGAUCGACUCAAUUAUAGUCUCGUUGCUAAAGCAAAUAAUAAUAAUAUCAAAAAGCCGGUGCUGAUAACUGAAAGUAAAAAGAGAUUAAAUACAAUAAAAAUAAGUGAAGAAAUUCUUGUGGUGUUUUAGCGUGAAUGGAAUUCUGCUGAAAAGGGGGCAGCGGGCGGUUCCCGUUCUCACCGCGGCCCCUCUCGGUACUAACAGAGUGUAACAGAGUUCUCGUAGAUUCUCUCUCUCUUUUUGUCUUUCUCCCCGGACGGGCGAGCCUCUCUCCUCUUCCGUGAGUGCAAGUCCCACAAGCAACAAGUGUCAGAAGAGUUGAACGCGCACGCUCUUCUUUUUUUCUCUUUCAAAAGUUAUCAAUUCCCCCUAUUUAAAUCUCGCUCGAAAAUUCUAUUUUAUCGCGUGUUCUCGUGCGCGUGUGUUUGUGGAUGUGCUCGUGUAGUAAGUGGAUUCAAAAAACGUGCUGUACCGUGUAGGAAAAAAUGGGGUGUGCUGUAAGUACGACCGGUGAAAAAGCCGCCGCUGAGCGAUCCAAAAAGAUCGACAAGGACCUCCGAGCGGAUGGGGAACGAGCCGCCAGCGAGGUCAAGCUAUUGCUACUCGGAGCGGGAGAAUCAGGCAAAUCCACAAUAGUCAAGCAGAUGAAAAUAAUCCACGAAACUGGUUACAAUAAGGAAGAAUGUGAACAAUACAAACCUGUUGUAUAUAGCAAUACGAUACAGAGCCUCAUGACUAUUAUCAGAGCUAUGGGACAACUGAGAAUAGAUUUUGCCGAUCCUAACAAAGAGGACACAGCACGACAAUUCUUCACCCUAGCCUCGGCUGCAGAGGAGGGUGAGCUAACGGGGGAAUUGGCGCUAUUAAUGAAGAGAUUAUGGCAGGACGCCGGAGUCCAGCUUUGUUUUACACGCAGCAGAGAAUAUCAGCUCAAUGACUCGGCAGCGUAUUACCUAAAUGCAUUGGAUCGCAUAGUACAAACUAAUUACAUUCCCACUCAGCAGGACGUUUUGAGAACACGAGUUAAGACAACAGGCAUCGUCGAAUCUCAAUUCUCUUUCAAAGGGUUACAUUUCAAAAUGUUUGACGUCGGUGGUCAACGAUCCGAGCGCAAAAAAUGGAUUCACUGUUUCGAGGGUGUAACAGCAAUAAUAUUUUGUGUAGCGUUAAGCGGUUACGAUCUCGUACUCGCGGAAGACGAGGAAAUGAAUCGUAUGAUCGAAUCGAUGAAGCUCUUCGAUUCGAUUUGCAACAGCAAAUGGUUCGUCGAAACAUCGAUAAUAUUAUUUUUAAACAAGAAAGAUUUAUUCGAGGAGAAAAUAACGAGAAGUCCGCUCUCGAUAUGUUUCCCCGAGUACAAGGGUGGCAACACCUAUGACGAAUGCGCCAAUUACAUACAACGAAAAUUCGAAAAUCUCAACAAGCGAAAAGAUCAAAAACAGAUUUACACGCAUUUUACAUGCGCAACUGACACGUCCAACAUACAAUUCGUAUUCGACGCUGUUACGGACGUUAUUAUUAAGAAUAAUUUAAGUAAUUGUGGCCUUUUGAGUUGAAUGUUAAACUCAAAGAAAGACAAAACGAAAACAAUGUCCGCAUUAUUUGGACGAGGAUAAAAGACUUUCGGAGCGAUCUUUUUGGCUCGUUAACGAAUCGGUUAAACGUAAAGAUGAAAAAAUCCUCUUCUGUUCGUUAAGUGAAUCGACUUGUAUCUGUUUUUCAGUCAACUUUGUCUCGUUGCUCGUUGGAAUAUCCACGAAUAAUACGAAUCUUCGAGCACGAGAUAACAGAAAUCAAAGUAUUUCACGCGGUAUGGUUAAGCGAUACAACGAUAAAACAUAGCGAACGCGUAAUCCGAGAGCACAUUGUCCAAAUGAUAUUUCAAAUGCAAUUUAUAUUUAAACGAACAAACAUACGAAAAAUGAACACUCGUAAAAAGUUACUUAUACAAUUGUAACUGGAGUUUUUGUACUGACGAUAUUUUUAUAACUGCACCGAUUGUACUCUAAUUGUUAGAUAAUGACACACUUUCAUACGCAAUGGUGCAUUCUUGUAUAUAACUUGUUCGAAAACGUAAAGAAAAAAAACAGUUGAGACUUUCGAGUAUUAUUCGAACGAGGGGACCAAUUUUACUCGUGAUUUGUUUUUUGUACUUUUCUAUUUCGAAGCUCGUUUUUUUUUUUUAAAUAUACAAGUUUUACUCUCCCUAAUGUUCCAUGACAAACUGUUUCCACGAAGAUUAUUUUUUUACACCAAUCUGUACUUUCCUUGUAAUAUAUAAAGUGCCGAAUAGCGAAAAGAAAUAAUUGUUGCGAUGCUUCCAUAUUCUCAACGUUAAUGUAUUUUUAAAUCCACCAGCGAUUUGAGUUUUCAAGGUUACAGCACAAUCAACGAAUUCCAACAUUAUACUUGGAAUGAAUUUUUGGAAAUAUUGAUGAAAUUUAGGAAAAUCAUCGCAGUUAAAGUCGCAGCUAUCCAUUCCACCUGAAACGAGGCACGAUCAUUGUUCAAACUUUCAGCUCUAAACAAUGUUUCAAAAAGCGUGUUCGCGUGACGAUCGGUUUUAGGAAAUUUUUAGAAUCACUGUUGUUGAAAAUCUAUGACAGAUUACAGAACUACAAAUCAUUGUUUGUCAACAGCGCUGAUUGUGAGAGACAUAGCUCCGGGUUAUGCACUAUUCAUUUUAUUUUCAUUUCAGUAACAUAUAAUACACGUCAAAUUACACGUUGCGUUGAAAUUUCGCGUCAUAGUGGGUAUUUUCGGCAUAUAUAUAUAUAUAUAUAUAUAUUCAAUUGUUCUCACAACAAUGUUAUAAUUCAUUUUUCGAGUAUUUCGUUUCAGUUUCAUCGUACUAUCAUUUUUUCUUUUAUUACUUGCAAAUCCGACCGGCGUGGAUCACGAUUAUUUUCAUUAAAUACAUAUUUUUCGUUUACUGAUGCACGUAACGUUAAACGGGACUGCUCUAACACUAAAACGCGACUAAACGAACGGUCCUGCCGUUUAUGGACGUACAGAUGGUGACGUACGAGACCAAGCAUUAGUGAUCUAAAACUGAACUACAUACUGCAUUAUCUAUCGCAUGGCCUUUUGAUUCCUCUUCGCAUUCAUUCGCAUGCUUCUACGUUCUUUACUAACGAUCAAUCGAUGUCUAUCGAUGCAUCUUUUUUCUCAUUCGCCUACAAGUAUAGUCUUCUACAUAUUUACAGAAUUUUCGAUUCGACGCUUGAAAUUUGCAAAAUAAAUAUUUUCAUUUGACUCUCAUUUUCUUUCUCAGCAUUCAUAACAUUAUUAUAUCCGUUUAAUCAUUCCCGCAUUUAUUGAUUUCUCCGGCUUUCACCUCAAUAUUUUAAUACAAUCGGGACACGUCACUUUUCUGUCACGUACAAUAAGCUUACAAUGAUUGGUCAACAAUUGCUUACGCGGUUUGUUCUUGUUUUUAUCUUCAUCUUCCGAAUUAGAAUUCGAGACGUGGGUUCAGAGCUAUAAUUCAUAAAAGUAUACGAUCCCCGCUGUGGCCACGUUGAUUUUCGUAAAACAGCCACUUUUCAAACUCGCGACUAAGAUGCAACUAAAGAAAAUCUAACUAUCUAAAUUGAGCAAACGAAACAAAACGAAAACAAACGUAGCGACGGAAUUUAUAUAGAUUUUCUCGUAGGAACUCGCCUUUUAUUGAGAGGUACUGCGGACUCUUCACGAAUGAACUUUUGUUUUGAAAAAUUCAUGGAAUGUUGCUUUUGGCGAGUUUCAUACGACGACUCGACAAAUAUUAUUUGAUUACUCGUUGAUUGAUCAAUUAAUUCGUAAUAAACGAUUUGGGCUCCAAAAUAA
Venturia canescens is the source of this 4055-nucleotide messenger RNA. RefSeq names its product G protein alpha i subunit (gene Galphai). Gene Ontology annotation, cellular component: heterotrimeric G-protein complex. The coding region runs from base 713 to 1783 and encodes 356 amino acids. Gene Ontology annotation, molecular function: G protein-coupled receptor binding; GTPase activity; G-protein beta/gamma-subunit complex binding. Gene Ontology annotation, biological process: adenylate cyclase-modulating G protein-coupled receptor signaling pathway. The transcript is spliced from 4 exons. Lineage: Eukaryota; Metazoa; Arthropoda; Insecta; Hymenoptera; Ichneumonidae. The record is from RefSeq and is a predicted model, not a curated record.